This is a messenger RNA of Lucilia cuprina (Australian sheep blowfly), 2608 nucleotides long. RefSeq lists its product as uncharacterized. Bases 153 to 2477 code for a protein of 774 amino acids. The record is from RefSeq and is a predicted model, not a curated record. Lineage: Eukaryota; Metazoa; Arthropoda; Insecta; Diptera; Calliphoridae. The transcript is spliced from 5 exons.
AUUGUUCUCAUCCAUUCUCUGAUAUUCUUUGCAAAUCAAAUACAAAUUAAGUCAAAUGAAAAAUAACAAAUUUACAAUUUUAUAUUUACUAUACGUUUAUACAAACGAAAUAUAAAAUAAAGAAAAUUUUAUAAAUAAAACAAUUAAUUAUAAUGAAAAUAAUAUUAAACAUCUUAACAGUAAUGGUCCAGUUGUGUGCAAGUGAUAGUUCAGUUUAUGAUUGGCAAGUGAAAACCAUAGAACGUGAUUCAGAUUUUGCCGAUGAUUUUAAAGUGCAAACAGCUUUAAAUAAAGAGCGACAGCAAGAUCUUUUAAAAAUUUCGGGCAAAACAAAUAAAAUAGAUUAUUAUCCCAAUUCUUUUAAUACACAAUUUAAUACUAAAAAACUUGAUGGAAGCCGUAAUAAAGCAAGUGGCGUUAAUGAUAAAAUUAUUGAGAAAAAUAAAAAAUAUGAAGACAACUUAAAUUCAAUGUCCAAUUUUGAUCAAAUGAAAAAUUCUGCCAAGAAAUUUGAAGCCAAAAAUAAAGAAGAAUAUAAGUCUAAUAAUAAUGAUAUUAAUGAUCAUUAUGAUUACAAUGCUGAUCAGUUUUAUUCGAAAUUUAAAGAUGAUCUGCUCAAAGAUCAGAAAGAUAAUAGAAAUUAUAAAUAUGCUGUUUCUGAUCGUAGAGAUUUUAAUCAUAAACUAUUAGAUUAUCAUGAUGAGGAUAAUAAUAGUUAUCAUGAUUUAAAUCAUUUAGAGCAUAAUUCAUAUAAACAAUCUAAAGAUCAUCACUCAAUAGAUGAAGAGAUUGAAGAGAUAGAGAAAACUUCAAAUAUAGAAAAGCAAGAUCGUCCUCUAAUAAAUCAUUGUUCGGGUAAAUAUACGGAUAUUGAGAGUUUUGUGGGUACAAAUCUUUUUGAUAAUAGUGCCAAAAGAUGUUUCACUAGCGAAGAAGUGGCUUUAUUGGCCAUUCGUAAAGAUUUCGAAAGUCUUAUACCCAAAGAUUUGCCAGAAUGUUUGCUAAAUGAUCACAUGGUGGCUCUGUUACUAAAUUACUUUUAUAUCUGUCAUCAAAUGUUAUUGAAAACCACUUCGUUGGGCUCUAAGCAUUUAGUACAAAAAGCUUUUUAUGACACUUUAGGUGGCUAUUUAAAUUUCUAUAUGGUACCGCUAACAAAAUACUCCUACUAUGCUGGUCAAAUAAGCCUUAAUACUGCCCAGCAAAUUUUAACUUUACAUCAAGAAUCUAAACAAUUUCUUAAUACCAAUGGCAAUGGUUGGAAAGCUCCUUUACAAAAUGUUCUAUUGGAAUUAAAAUCAGUACAUAUAGAACCAUUGCAUAUGGCUGAACAGCUUGAGGAUAACUGUAAUGAGCCUUCAUUUUGUAUGCUUCUAGAUAUAACUGCAGAUGUGAGUCAAUCCACUGAUGAACAAAUGAUUGUUCAACUACCGAAUUUGGAUGAAGAGGAUUUGAAUGGUUAUUUGGGUAAUUUAUGGUUGCCGUUUAGACGUAAAAGAAUAUUUGAUUUAAAAUCGCAAAGUUCUGCUUAUGUUUUGGUAAAAUUUUAUGAAACUGUUAGCAAAUGUUAUCGAUUCGAAAAUAUCGAUCAGCAACAUUAUAACCAGCAAUUUAAAAUAUGGCUAGUGGAAAAUAUAAACAUACAUUUAUCGGAUGAACAAUUUUAUCCAGGUUUAGGAGCUGUAUUACGAAUUUAUGAAUAUCUUAAAAGAGCUACUAAAAAAGAUACCAACUCGUUUGGCGAUAAUUUAGCUGAGUUGCAAAGUACAGAUGAAAGUUUUUCGAAACAGCCAAGUCCACAAAUUAGAAGUAGAAAAACUCAUAAUAUUAAGAGAACUAAACAAAGAAUUUUAAAUGGAAAAAAUCGAUCCGAGGAAACAAACGUAGAGCCAAGAGAAAGAAAUCAAACUAAAGAAAAAGAUGUUAAGAUACCACUUCAAAUUAAUCUUGAGAUAACAAAAGAUGCCUUUGAAACCCAAACUAAUGCUAUUUCUUCAGAAAUAGAAGAUAAUAAACUGGAUAACGCGGCCCAAACAAACUUCACAAAAUCUAAAUCUUUACUGCGUACCAUAGACUACUUAACACCACCACAAAUCGCCGUUAUAGCCAUACCAGUUGUUGCCAUUAUAUUGGUGGUAACAAUUUGCUGUUGCAAAAGUUUUUGCAAGAAAAAGAAAUCUCAGCCACAACUUAAAACCAAAAAGAAUUCCUCUUCAUCGUCUUCUAUUCUUUUAAAUUCACCAGUACGUUUCUUUCAUAUAAGAAAGAAAUCCCUUUCAGAUUACUCAACAACAGAACCGGGUAACAAAAAGAUUAAAAAAUCUGUAAAAAUUGAAAAGAAGCCUUUGUUAAAUUCAGAUACCUCAGCCUCAAGUAGUCCAGUGAGAAAUAAAAAAUCUCUAGACAAGGCAAAAGCAAAGGAUAUUGGCAAGAGUAAUAGUAAAUCUAGUUGGGAAACAAUGUAUUCCUCAAAAUAAGGGGCAUAAGAAACGUUUUGAAGUCUAGCGAAAGUUGUGUUAUUUUAUAAUUUACAGGUUUAUUUAUUUGUAUUUAUAUUUCUAACAUUUUAAUAAAUAUCAUAAUAAAACAAUUAAUCUAUUUCCACAUC